Molecule: messenger RNA, 4495 nt
Organism: Tachyglossus aculeatus (Australian echidna)
Lineage: Eukaryota; Metazoa; Chordata; Mammalia; Monotremata; Tachyglossidae
Gene: NFIA
Product: nuclear factor I A
Exons: 11
Coding region: 24-1622 (532 amino acids)
Biological process (GO): regulation of transcription by RNA polymerase II
Cellular component (GO): nucleus
Molecular function (GO): DNA-binding transcription factor activity, RNA polymerase II-specific; RNA polymerase II cis-regulatory region sequence-specific DNA binding
Source: RefSeq, a predicted model, not a curated record
UAUCUCCCGUGAGCUAGCAUCAGAUGAAGCUUGCUGACAGCGUAAUGGCAGGGAAAGCCUCCGACGGCUCCGUUAAAUGGCAACUCUGCUACGACAUCUCGGCCAGGACUUGGUGGAUGGAUGAGUUCCAUCCCUUCAUCGAAGCACUUCUGCCCCACGUCCGGGCGUUUGCCUACACGUGGUUCAACCUCCAAGCCCGAAAGCGAAAAUACUUCAAGAAGCACGAGAAGCGCAUGUCGAAAGAAGAAGAGAGGGCCGUGAAGGACGAACUGCUGAGCGAGAAGCCCGAGGUCAAGCAGAAGUGGGCGUCCAGGCUCCUGGCGAAACUCCGGAAGGACAUCCGGCCCGAGUACCGCGAGGAUUUUGUGCUCACCGUCACGGGGAAGAAGCCCCCGUGCUGCGUUCUCUCGAACCCAGACCAGAAGGGGAAGAUGAGAAGGAUUGACUGUCUCCGCCAGGCCGACAAGGUCUGGAGGCUGGACCUGGUCAUGGUGAUUUUAUUUAAAGGUAUCCCGCUCGAAAGUACUGAUGGCGAACGCCUGGUUAAGUCCCCACAGUGCUCGAACCCCGGGCUUUGCGUCCAGCCCCACCACAUAGGGGUGUCCGUUAAGGAACUCGAUUUAUAUUUGGCGUACUUUGUGCACGCGGCAGAUUCAAGUCAGUCUGAAAGCCCCAGUCAGGCGAGUGAGGCAGAUAUCAAGGACCAGCCAGAAAAUGGGCACUUGGGAUUCCAAGACAGUUUUGUCACAUCAGGUGUUUUCAGCGUGACCGAAUUAGUCAGAGUAUCACAGACACCGAUCGCCGCAGGCACGGGCCCCAAUUUCUCUCUCUCCGACCUGGAAAGUUCUUCGUACUACAGCAUGAGCCCAGGAGCCAUGAGGCGGUCUCUACCCAGCACUUCGUCCACAAGCUCCACGAAGCGCCUCAAGUCCGUGGAGGAUGAGAUGGACAGCCCCGGCGAAGAGCCGUUCUAUGCAAGCCAAGGGCGCUCGCCCGGAAGUGGCAGCCAGUCCAGCGGCUGGCAUGAAGUGGAGCCAGGAAUGCCGUCCCCGACCACAUUGAAGAAGUCCGAGAAGUCCGGGUUCAGCAGCCCCUCCCCCUCGCAGACCUCCUCUCUGGGGACGGCGUUUACCCAGCACCACCGGCCUGUCAUCACGGGACCCAGAGCAAGUCCUCACGCCACGCCGUCGACGCUUCAUUUUCCAACGUCCCCCAUCAUCCAACAGCCCGGUCCCUACUUCUCCCACCCGGCCAUCCGUUACCACCCCCAGGAGAGCCUGAAGGAGUUCGUCCAACUCGUCUGUCCCGACGCUGGCCAGCAGGCUGGGCAGGUGGGGUUCCUAAAUCCCAACGGCAGCAGCCAAGGCAAGGUGCACAACCCCUUUCUGCCCACCCCCAUGCUGCCGCCCCCGCCCCCGCCGCCGAUGGCCAGGCCGGUGCCCCUGCCCGUACCGGACACGAAGCCUCCGACCACAUCCACGGAAGGGGGUGCCACCUCCCCCACUUCACCGACCUACUCGACGCCCAGCACUUCUCCCGCAAACCGGUUCGUCAGCGUGGGACCACGGGAUCCGAGCUUUGUAAAUAUCCCUCAACAGACACAGUCCUGGUACCUGGGAUAAAAGUCACCGCUUCCCACCUUCCACCAGACAGACCCCCCUGGCCCUUUCCCGCCUCUGCAACCCGGAAUCAGCCGCCGCAGUGACUCCUCGUCAUCGACGGAAGGGGAGGCGGACAGAUGCGAUCCGAGCAGCUGGGACGACAAGGCCACGGCCGGGAGUCACAGUCCGAUGGCGAAGGCCAGAACCUUCCGGGAAUAAUUUUUAUUUUUUUUUUUGCCUUCUUUUCUUUUCAACACCUUACUUAGGGACUGUUGUAACUCUGUCACAUGGUGCUGGAAAAGGGUGGGCCGCUGAGCCUCGCGGGGGGCGUCUCGUCGGGAGCGUCUCGGACGACGCCGGGGAGAGGGGAGGGGGCCGCUGCCACUCGCGGACGCGCCGUCGUAACCCGCCCCGGCCCCUAACCGUUUCGCCGUCCUUUCGUCCAUUUUCCCUUAGAGGUGUGACCCUUCUCGAGUAGCCAUGAGGCGACACGGAAACUAAAACUUUCGUAGUAGCUGAAAUCUGCAAUAUGUAACUUACGGGACAGUCUAAGGACAUGGUUUUCGGUAACGUAUUGGGAAAAAUUACCCAUCGCAGUCGUGUUCUUUUGUUCUGGUUUUUUUUCUUUUAAUGAAAAAAAGGUCCACAGCGAGAUUCAUAACCCGGCCCAUGAGGAUGACCUUGUGGUUCUGGAUGGCGGCCACUCAGUCUUUCACGCAAAGGUUGGAAACGCUGCGCACAGACUCCUUUUUUUUUUUUUCUUUUCCCAACGAUUUUCAACAAUUACACAAAAAUUCACGUGGAUACGGGGGAGAUGGUCUGUUUUGACAGAAACUGACAGGAAUCGAUCAAAACAAUCGAAUUUUGAAUUGAGUAUAAAGUGCAAUUUCAUUGGAUAGCUAAAUAUCUUUGUAAGAUAGAGAUUGUUGAAAAUUCUAUUUUUGUUUUCCAAGUCCUCCCACCCCAGGACUCUAAACGAUUGGGGUAAAAACCGCCUUGCAAGGAAAAGGGGAGCUAUUUUCGCUUUUUAUGUUUUUUAUUGUUAAACUUGUAUCCCUUUAAAAACCGAAGGAAAAUUGAAAAAAAAAAAAACAAAAAUCCCAGAUCUAAUGGUGCUUUUACCACAAUAUGUUAACUACAUUCAAUGCUAAUGAAUUCUUUUUUCUGUUCUCGAAGGCACAUAACUAAUAUGAGCCCCUACUCUUCUGUUCAUUUCACGAGCCACCGAGACGGAUUCUGUCGAUUCUGAUAAAAAAUAAAUAAAAUCAAGAUUUGGCGUCUCUGGCCACGUUAGGGUGGAUAUGACCCCUCCGAGUCACAAAACAAAAGAGAACUAAAGAAGAGAAAAACCCAGGUCUGGCACCCGAGGAAGGUACAUCGUAUCCCGGGCAGGCCGGACGGUCCCCUCGGAGGGGAGUCGAGCGAAACGGGGCUUGGGGGGCUUCCAGCAAUGACCGUUCAGGCCGCUACGAGCCCGGGGCUCUUGUUGGAAACAAAAAAAGAAGAAAGUUUGUCCCCCUAUCCGUCCAAGUAUCUUACAAGAAAAAGAAGAACAAAAAAAAGAACAAAAAAAAAAAAACCAGAGUGCAAGUGAUUUUUCUACCAGACAGCGAAGCACCGUUUUGCUUCCCGCGCGACUUUAAGAAGGUUCCCUAUGCUAUACAUAUAUAUACGUUCUGGUUGGCCAGGCCAGCCAAUCGGAGAAAGUCUCUGCAUGUUCUAGUGGUAGUAAACUCAUUUUUAUCUAGUUAACGUAGGAUAAAGUAGAGUGCAUUAAGACACAAUAUUGUAACCCCUAUUUAAGGCACUUGCCUUUAAACUUUGUUCACUCACAGCCCUUCAGAAGGGCCCCUACUACUGUCCUAUACAAUAUAGGAACUGAAAUUCUUGGGAAGAAAUUCUGCUCCUCAUCUUCUCCCCGAAAACGAUGUUCUUUGUUUUGUUUUUCUUGAUUUGCACGAAAACAAAAAUUCCAUAUCAAUGUGCCUUGCCCUGAAUAGCGAUUAUUUGUGGAAUUGUUGCACAUGUACCUGAAUUGAAAGGGGUUGGGAGACACUUUUUUGUAAAUGUGACUUUGACGUCAGCCCACGUGAGUUUCCAACAUCUAGAAUUCAGUAGAACGUUAGUUGUCCUGGAUGGUCGGUCAGUGGCAGUGCUAUUCGGAGAUAUCUGUCCGUAGAUGCUAAAGGGUAUCAGUAUUUUUGGAUGUUGCUGUAUUUUACGUUUAGUUUGGAGUCUUCCUUUGAUAUAUUAUUUUUGUUGUUGUUGUUGUUGUGUUCCCCCCACCCCCUGAUAUAUGAAAAUAUGCAAUACCUGCUUGUAUCAUAUAGAAGAAAGCUUAGCGAUUCUUUGUUUUCCUUUCUCUUUCUCUCUCUCUUUUUUUUUUUUAAUUUGACCAAAGUUGGUGCUGCACGAAGUGUGGCAUGUUUUGGUGUUUGUCUGUGGACUUUGUGAUUUUUGAAUGCACACAGAGGAGGAGGAGGAGGAGGAGGAGGGAAGGAGGAGGAGAGGAGAAGGUUGAGGAGGAUGAAGAGGGGGGUGGGAAAGAGGAGGGUGAAGGUUCAUUUUAGGGCGGCAGGUGUGACCGCCGCCUCUAAGCUGAGCUUGGCUUCAAGCGAUUUUGAUUUUUUACAACUGUUCCUUUCACAAGCAAGCCUUAAAAAAAAAAAACCCACAAAAAAACAAAAAAAAAACUUCCUUUUCUUCAGCUCCCAGACCCCAUUUUUCUUAGGCCGCAGGCGAUCCACACUCAGUUACCAGAAACAAGGAUCUAAAUGCCCAUUUUUAUAUGCACGUUUUUAAAAAACUUCCAAGUUCUGAACAAUUGUUUACUGGUGAUCUAUCGCUAUUUAAGGAAAAAAAAAAAGAAUAAAAUAAAACGUUUUGGAUUUUCA